This is a messenger RNA of Eublepharis macularius, 4255 nucleotides long. RefSeq names its product centromere protein J (gene CPAP). Gene Ontology annotation, molecular function: tubulin binding. NCBI's taxonomy places the organism in Eukaryota, Metazoa, Chordata, Lepidosauria, Squamata, Eublepharidae. The record is from RefSeq and is a predicted model, not a curated record. Gene Ontology annotation, biological process: centriole elongation; cilium assembly. The coding region runs from base 151 to 4170 and encodes 1339 amino acids. The transcript is spliced from 17 exons. Gene Ontology annotation, cellular component: centriole; nucleus; centrosome.
UGGGAGCUCGGAGGACGGCGGUAGGUUUGUAAAAGGUCUGGCGGCUGUCGCCCUACAGAGAUGGGGCCGAUAAGUAGGUUCUAAAAGCCAGAUACCAAAUUGUUGGGAUUUGUCAGAAGUUACAAUUUGGAUUGUAAUCAGAUUUUCCAGAUGGUCACCUCUGCAGAUCUCAGUUGGGAAGAAAAUUUAGCAGCUCAUUGGAUGUCCAGUGCUUCUCGGGCUGGAGUCAUAUUAAAUCCUCCUUUCCUUAGUUUGAAAACCACUCGUGCAAUCAAUGUUGAAAACGACUCGAGUUUUGCAGUUAACUCACUACAUAGUUCAAGCAGUGCUUCUCUUACUACAGACUCUCUCCAUGGGGAAGAAGUCUUGGAGUCUUGUGAAGAAAAGUUGGAUGGGGCUAAAAUGCUUUUCCCGCUUUCAUUGACUAAGAAGGAAUCAAUGCUUAUGGUUAAAGAAGGUUCAGCCCAGCGUGAAGCCCUGCAACAUAAUUUUGAAUAUAGUCGAUUGGAUGAUAUGCAGGAUGGAUGUUGCAAUGAGCCACUAACGCAGAAGCUUGAGCAGCUGAAAGGCUUUCAGCAGCUCAAGCAAGAAGAGCUGAAAAGGCAACAAAUGGAGCAAAUCCAAAGGCUAAUGGAAGAGCAACAGAAACUACUUUCUAUGGUUUCUGAGCAGCAAGCACACACUGGUGUUGCCGUUACAGAAAAUGACAUGAGUCAACAGUAUAGUCAAUCAGCUCGCUUGUCUCCUACGCCUUAUUUCCCACCUUGUCGCGUUGGAAAUGGUGUUCCCCGGGACCUUGGGUCUUGUGUUUCUCCUGCUGGACAAACGGAUUCUCUGCAAAUGUUAAACGACCAAAUACCAAAAGGAAUAUCCUCUGCAGAUCCUUCCUAUGAGAACUGGCCAUUAGAAACGCAGAACAAAUUGGAAGUUUUAGACCACACUUCCAUUUCAGGAGGAAGCAGUAGGUCUCCAGAACCAAAUCUGGCAGGAAGUACAGAUGGAAGCAAUAACAGCAAAAGCCCAGGGAACAGAGAGACAUCUAGAAAUCUGACCGGACGGAAGUGCUUGGAAACUCUUAAUGCAGAGGAAAGGCCUAUUCCUACUAGUAUUCAAGAGAGAAAACUGACAUUUGAAGAAUUGCUAGAAGAGCAGAUACGAUUGGAAGAACAGCGGUUGAGCCAAAAAGGAAAUAGAAAGGAUGUUGGAAGAUCAGCUUGUCAGCAAGCAGUUCCUAAACAGCCCUUUCUAAAACGGGGUGAAGGCUUAACUAGGUUUACUGGCACUAAGUCUAAAGUAGCUAAGCAAAAAGAAAACAAAACAGCUCUUCAUCCCAAAACUUCAGAAGUGAGCAACAUGGUUAAAGCUGACAAGCCACAGCUUCACCGGAAAAUUGCUCCUUUAAAUAAAGAAACUGUUUCUGAUAACUCAGUGCUUAAAAAGGGUAACCAGCGUGUUAAAUCAAAGAAGGCUUCUGCAAUUCUUGCUCAGAAAACAACAAUAAACAGGAAUUGCGUUGGGAAAGCUAUCCCUCUGUCAACAAGACAAAACCCCACUGAAAAGAAACUCGGACCACUGAAGGACUCUCUCGGGACAGAGAAAAAUAAAGAAGAUAUAAUGGAACUUGUGAAGCUGAACGAAGCAGGCAGCAAGUUAUCUGGGGAAACUCCUAAGUCACCCACCAAGUCGAGCCGGUCGUUCUCUCAUCCCAAACAUCAUACGGAUUGCUCUGAAAAGGACUCAGAGCUGUCAUUUGAACUGUCUUUCCAGAAGAAAUUAGAAAACUGGGAUACAGAAAACGAAAAAGAAAAAAUUGAACUAGAUGAAUUUUUGUUUCUAGAGCAAGCAGCUGAUGAAAUAUCUUUCACUAGCAAUUCCUCACUUAUCCUAAAGAUCUUGGAUCAAGGUCAGCAGAUUUCCACAGGCCACAGAAUGUCUUCUACUCCUAUCAAAUCAGGGCCGCCACAGCAAAGGCCUGAUGUGCUGGGUGUGGCAGAAGUGAAUAAGAGAGAAGAGCUUGCUUCCCAACAAGGGAGCAAGGAGAGGGAUAGAGGCCCAGCUGCUGAAGCGCAGGCAACAGUCACAUUAAAGGAUCAUCUAAAUAAAAUUGAUACGAAAAUACUUUGGGCUUUCCCCAGCACUCAGUUUCAAGAAGAUGACUCUGAUGGAAGCAGCGAGGCAACUUCUGACUCAGAGGAAGAAUUUGAAACUACCAUAAAACCUGCAAGAGAGGAAGCCAAAGCACUUGCUUUGAAUAGUAGAGGUGAUAGUCCAGAAUUCUCUGAGUGCAAAGGACAAGAUAAAGGCACAAGCAGGGGUGCCAAUCUUGAUUUGCGGGAAAAAGAUCUUACCAACAACCUAUCUAGUGAAAUAAUUGCUGAUGAAGCCCUUGAAUCUCAAAGCGUAUGCAGUGCAAAUAGGAAUAAGAUUGAGUUUGAUGACGAGAGAUCGUGGUCUGACUUUGAAGAGCAUGGGAGACUGUGUGCUCAAACGCCAAGCAGCGAAGUGGCUAUCGAAGCUUCUCCAUCCACUGAUCAUUCUGCUUGGAGUGAGGCGUUCUUCCUGGAUAAGGCGAUAAAGAGGAAGAUUGCUACAGUGAAGAAGGGGGAAGUUUUGGCUAAGCAGAGUAUCACAAAUAGCGAGGUAACGGCACCUCCUACAACAGAUCUGAUGCUGAAGCUCUUCCCUUCCCUGAGGCUCAAGCAGAAGGGCGAUGCAUAUGAAAAGCCUGAUAGUAAACCCAACAUGGGCCAGGGAGAACCCACAGACACUGCUCGAUCCCAGCUUUUGAGAGAGAAGCUUGUUGAAUUGGAAACAGAAAUUGAAAGGUUCAGGAUGGAAAAUGCAUCCCUAGCAAAACUUCGAGAAGAACAAGAGAAUUCUUUGAAAAACCUCAGGAAAGAAGUUGCCAAUUUUGAACAACAGAAAGCAAAGGAACUGACUGAAAUAGAAGAAAUGAAAAAAGAGGAAACAAGAAAACUGCAAAAAGAACGUAAAGUUUUUGAGAAGUAUGCACUGGCAGCCAGAGCCAUUCCAGAUAAAAAAGAGCGUGAAGAAAUUCAGGCUCUGAAACAGCAGGUUGCAACCUUGCAGGAAGAUUUAAAACGGAGAGAAACAAAAUGGUCAACCACCCACAUGCGUCUUAGAGACCAGAUAGAAGCAUUAACCGGAGAGAAUAGGCAGCUACGAGAAGAGAUCAAAAUUAUGGAAAGAUUUCGUUUAGAAGCCUGGAAGAGGGAAUCUGCAAACAAUAGGAAAGUUGACAGCUGUGGGGUCUAUUCAAAAACAACAGAGACUGCACAUAUACCAACCGUAUUGCAAAAAACUCAGACUACAUCUUCAGUUCCUCAAGUGGAGAAGAGCAGCAAAACAAAUGGGAAAAAUGAUUUGCCUCCGGAAGGCAGGCACUCUGCAAGAUCUAGAUUAGCAGCUGUACCUAAUGAGAGUUGCUUGGACAACCCAACAUUUACCCAUGAAGACUCUUCUAAGACCUUUAUGGUAACAAGUAAAAAUUUUCCUGGCAAUACAGCUGUUGAACCCUCAACAACAGCAACUCCCGUCUACGUAGAUUCUGAAGAAGAAAUAGAAAGAGAAGCCGGUCAUCCUGAUGGAAAGGUUGAAAAGAUUUUGAAGGAUGGUAGCCACCUUAUUUUCUUCCCUAAUGGUACACGGAAAGAAGUGAGCUGUGAUGGCAAGACCACCACUGUAACCUUCUUCAAUGGGGAUAUAAAACAAGUUCUAGAAGACCAAAGAGUGAUAUACUAUUAUGCUGAGGCGAAAACUACCCACACCACCUACCCCACUGGUUUAGAGGUCCUACACUUCUCAAAUGGCCAAAUAGAAAAGUACUUUCCAGAUGGAAGGAAGGAGAUUGUGUUCCCUGACCAAACUAUAAAAAACAUAUUCCCAGACGGUCAAGAAGAAAACAUUUUUCCUGAUGGCACCAUUAUCCGUUUUCAGCAGGAUGGAAGCAAGACUAUAGAAUUCAACAAUGGUCAAGAAGAAUUGCAUACAGCACACUUCAAGAGGCGCAAGUAUCCUGAUGGCACCACCAAGACUGUAUAUGCUAAUGGAUGCCAAGAAACAAAAUAUGCCUCUGGUCGAGUAAGAGUUAAGGACAAGGAUGGCAAAGUUAUAAUGGACACCCUCCCACAAAUGACACUUGCAUGUUGAUUAUGUUCUAUCUUUUCUUGCUAGCAAUCCCAAACCUAUUUGCUGAAAAAAAUUGUAAAAAUUCUGCAUUUGUACAUAAGCAUUA